Molecule: messenger RNA, 198 nt
Organism: Suillus clintonianus
Lineage: Eukaryota; Fungi; Basidiomycota; Agaricomycetes; Boletales; Suillaceae
Exons: 2
Coding region: 1-198 (65 amino acids)
Source: RefSeq, a predicted model, not a curated record
AUGUCUACUCCAGAGCAGCAUCACCCUCUCAAACUUCCAGACCGGUCUGGAGCAGUUCCUACCUCUACAGAGGCAAGGGCGAAGUGUUGCAUUGCCAUGUUGAAAGAGCAACUGGAAACCAUGAAGCAAGAAAGGGCAAUGAAGCAGAGACUGUUGCAAUGGGAACUGAAUGGGCCGCUUCUAGAGGCUCCUGAGUGA